AGCCUACUUCUCCAAGCAACCAGGAACAAGGGCUGCACACGUGAAAAUGCCAAGUGGGACGUGCUGUGUCACGGAUUCACGCGUCGCCCCCAAACUGCAGGCGUGAAGAAGAGCGUGCGACAAACGAAGGGCUGCAGGUCACAUCGGUCUCAAUCGAUCCUCUGAAUGGUACCUCGCACCGGAACAACGCGCUACGCAGAAGUUACGGUGCCUUUACCUUUGUCAUUGUUUUUUUCAUACGUUUCUCUCGGUUCGCUCUGUCGCAAUCAUGUCAGACUUUUUUUCCAAUGCAGACGUUCUCGUAAGUACAUAAGAGCUCGACUUGCUCUAAUACUCGAUUUCCAGCACGACUUUUCUUGUUCCAUCGUUGAGCUCUGGCUCGGUGCCGUCUACUUCACAAUUAACUGAAAAGGAUGUGUCCUCACAAAUUAAAUAGUAUAGUGGCAGAACGGUACUCUAUGUGUCAUAGUUUUUCUUUCUUUAACUUGCAGAUUGUGCUUUCAAGCCGCACCAAAGGACAUAUAGCAGUACUAGCCGCACAGUUUGUGACUUGAAAACGCCAUCUCGCAAGUUAAACAAAAUCGUGGCUGAACGGUAUUUCAUUGCGAAAGCUCUUUUAACUUGAGGAGCAGUGGCUCUCGAACUAAGUUUUCUACUGGCUAUUCCGUCGCUCGUUUGUAUUGUUUAGCGAGAGAGCUGCUGGCUCUCUCAAGUUAAACUUAAACGGUCGCAUAUCGGUGUACUAUAUGUAUUGUACGCACGUGCAUCGCUUUUGUAUAGCUUAUCGUGCACUCGGAUCCGUCUAAUUUUAUGUCACCAAAUCGUCGUCCCGUUGCCACAACGGACGCAGGCCUACAUUUUAGCGCGGGAGCCGCAGCCUUCCAGGUCCUCCAUCGGCAGGAAGCGACCUCUGUCCGCGGUCUCCCGAACUAACGCGUGCGGGCCAGCCUUUCUGUGGUCGCCUAGGGGCCACAAGCCGUCGCUUCCAGGUACAAAUGAAGGAUUUACAGGAUGUCUCCGCGCUCUGUUGCAGGAGGCGGAGCGGACAAGAAUUCCCACAACGAGACACAUAAAAAACAUCACGAGUGCCAUUGGUCCUACGAUGGAGUAGAAGGGCCCAAACCGGACAACUGGGGCGACCUGGUCUUCUGCAUGCCUGGAAGCGUAUGCGCCACGGGCUCCGUUCAGUCGCCCAUCGAGAUACCUUCAGGUCUCACUGAGGACACCGCGAACCUCGAGCUGGAAAACUACCAGAGGGGGUUCGUGAAGUUCGACGUAGACGUGGACGGUCACGCGACCCAGGUGGUCAUCAAGGAAGGCGGGGCGGCUCCCUCUGUGGAAAGCGUAGACGUGCUCGGCCAAGGCAAAUUUGUGCUGCAACAGUUUCAUUUCCACUUCGGGUCCGACGACAGCCAGGGAGCGGAACACAAGAUCGACGACGCUGGGCACGGCUUUCCCAUGGAGAUCCACUUCGUCCACGCCAAGGAAGGCAAAAGCAUGGAUGAGGCCCUCAAGGAGCCCGGCAAUGUACUCGUUCUGGGUGUCCUAUUACAGGUGGAAGACAAACCCGCGGACAAUACGACGGACGCUGCGCUCCAAGUCAUUAUCGACAAGAUUGGCGUCGCCACCGACUCUGCCAAGAAACUGAAGCUCGGCGACAUCGUAGGUCCCAUCACGAGUUACUACAACUACAAAGGCUCCCUCACGACACCGCCCUGCACCGAGGGUCUCGAGUGGAUCGUUCUCGACUCGCACCCUUCGGUGAAGAAGACAACGCUCCAAGCGUUGCGCGACAAGACGCCGAAGGUGCCCAAGAACAACUUUCGUCCCUACUACAAGACUUCCCAGGACCGUCAAGUGAAAAAGUACAUCAUGACAACGCAGUUGGAAUAAAGCUCGAAUUCCCCCCA
Molecule: messenger RNA, 1910 nt
Organism: Dermacentor albipictus
Lineage: Eukaryota; Metazoa; Arthropoda; Arachnida; Ixodida; Ixodidae
Product: iripin-2-like
Molecular function (GO): serine-type endopeptidase inhibitor activity; zinc ion binding; carbonate dehydratase activity
Source: RefSeq, a predicted model, not a curated record